Messenger RNA from Durio zibethinus, 741 nucleotides. NCBI's taxonomy places the organism in Eukaryota, Viridiplantae, Streptophyta, Magnoliopsida, Malvales, Malvaceae. The record is from RefSeq and is a predicted model, not a curated record.
AUGGAUAACACGAAAAUCAAGCUGGUACCAUCUUUUAAUGAGCGUUGUAAAGGUGCAGUAACCUUUCUCAACACCAUAAUCCACUUAGACAUCAAACCACAAAACAUCCUUUUAGAUGAGAAUUUCAAUGCCAAAGUUUCCGAUUUUGGAUUAUCUAAGCUAAUUGGAAGAGACCAAAGCCAAGUCAUAACAACCAUGAGGGGAACCCCUGGCUAUAUGGCUCCUGAAUGGUUAAGCUCUGUCAUCACUGAGAAAGCAGAUGUUUAUAGCUUUGGUAUUGUGGUCCUAGAGAUUCUGUGUGGGCGAAAAAAUGUGGAUGGAUCUCUACAGGAGGAAGAUAGGCAUUUACUGAGGCUUUUUAGGAGAAAGCAAGAAGAAGGGCAACUUGUGGAUCUAAUCGAUAAGUGCAGCGAAGAUAUGCAGGCAAAUGCAGCCGAAGUCAUGGAGAUGAUGAAGGUUGCUACAUGGUGUUUACAAAAUGAACAUGUCAGGAGGCCUUCCAUGUCCACAGUGGUGAAGAUUUUUGAGGGUUCAGUUGAUUUUGUUGGUACCUUGAACGAAAAUUUUCUAAAUGAAUUGACAGUACCUGAAGCUGUGGAGUCUGUUGCUUCAACAACUUUACCCUCUAUCUUAUCAGGGCCAAGGUGAAGAUCAUGGAGAUCUUCGAUAUAAUUCAUGAAGAUGGGGAUGUAAGCCAAGGUAUGUUCCCAAGAUCCUAUCCUAUCCUAUUUGUUGUUGAAG